Cyclopterus lumpus (lumpfish) is the source of this 5776-nucleotide messenger RNA. RefSeq names its product microtubule-associated protein, RP/EB family, member 2 (gene mapre2). Gene Ontology annotation, biological process: regulation of microtubule polymerization or depolymerization; spindle assembly; protein localization to microtubule plus-end. Gene Ontology annotation, cellular component: cytoplasmic microtubule; microtubule organizing center; spindle midzone. Gene Ontology annotation, molecular function: microtubule plus-end binding. The record is from RefSeq and is a predicted model, not a curated record. Bases 3783 to 4802 code for a protein of 339 amino acids. NCBI's taxonomy places the organism in Eukaryota, Metazoa, Chordata, Actinopteri, Perciformes, Cyclopteridae. The transcript has 8 exons.
GCUAACUUUUCUUUACACACGUGUGCUUAAUUGAAUGUCUUAAAGGCAGCCAAUGACAAAAAGGUGGGCGAGAUCAGUGCUCCCUCCUUCUCUGACUCUCCUUGUCCUCAGUUUUUCUGGUUAGGCAUGAGGUUCCCCUAAAACAUGUCUGUAAUAACCCAAACAAAUGUCUUUUAUUAAGAAUAUUCUGCACCCUUAAUAGUACUUUUAGACACCGAGCAGACAUUAACCUGCUCAACCCGCAAGUCAGGAUAACAAUGACCUCCUUUCUGUUUAAUUGAAUGCUGAGGGCUGGGUUCUUUGGGUGGAGCCGCCAUCCCACACACACACACUCACACUCACACUCACACUCACACUCACACUCACACACACACACACACACACUCUGGAUCACCCAAUGCUAAGAGAAAGCCUGGUGAGAUAUGACUAGAGAGCAAGUGAAGCUCUGUCUGGCCUCCAGUGGAAUGAGUCCAUGCACAUCGGCCCAAUGAUUCAUUGAACAUAUAGCUUUUAUUGAACAUAUAGCUUUUAUUGAACAUGUAGCUUUCACAGAGACUAAAGAAAGCAACGUGAACAUGCACGCAGUUGUUGUUUCCAGUCUUUUACCCGCCUCGUUCUGUCAUUGCUACAUAAAGCCACUUUACCCAAUCGACUCCCAACAAAUUGUAUACGAGGUCACUGUUUCCCCAUAUUACAUCACUGGACUUUAAUGCAUUAUUCCUUCCUCAACCUGACAAGAUUUUUUCGAGAGUCAAAGUUUCAGUUCAGCAGUCUUGAAACGUGUGAGGUCGUGUUCAGAAGAACAGAACUGUUUAUCGCCAAGUACGUUACACAUGCGAGGAACUCGCUGCAGCUUAUAAACUCCUUCCUCGUAGUGUUAUAAGUCAUUAUAUAGUGUUAUAUGGUCUCAAAUAGAACUUUAAAGUCACGACUCUAUAACCCAAGCUGGACUUUGAUCGUAUUCAUCGUCUCACCAGAUCCUGAAACAACAAAACUGGGAAGACAGGUACUUUUGUACAGACAGAUGAGUCUUUUGUUUAUCUUUGUUAUAGUUGUAGUAGUUAAGAGCACCAAGAAGGACAACCUCUCUGCAGGUGAAGGCGUAAUCAAAUAAUAAUAUUUCACACAAUUUAUUGGGCUUCACAGUCCAAAUGUUAAUUAUAACCAGGACACGCCUCCCCCCUCUGGUGUCACCUGAAGAGCUGUCAGACCGGGAAGUGUCAAGUUCAUUCCAGUGAACCCGCGGCACACAGCAUGGGAAUGCACUGCCCACGUGAACGCGGCCCGCUUGUCCUUCUGCUUCUGAAGUUUGACCGCGUCGUUCCCCCUGCUGCUCGACGCCGGCCACAAAGCAGACCUCUGAUGUUACGAGUUCCACAGUUUGGAGAGAUUAGCCUUGUGUUUGGCUCUGCAGGGAUUAAUGUAAAGAUUAAAGCAAAAGACACAUUAGAGGCAGGAGAUCCUGAAUAUGUGUCUUUCCAGAAUAACCACUCAAGAGAUGGAUACCCUUUUUUAAAUGUUAUAGAAACUGUGAAAAAGAGCAGUUUAAAAUACACGUGUUUAGUACGACGGUGGAUUAUUACAGUCCGUGGCACAAACACCCUCUUUGACGACUUGUGACUUUUUUUUAAAAACUCCUACUGUGAUGACUUUUAAGCUAAAGGACCGAGAGCGAUAAUGUGGAUUAUGGCCAUAACUUCACAGUGAAACACUGUUGGAAUUUGAAAUAUGUGUGGAAAGCUGUAGAAGAAGGCAACUUCAUAAAGCUGCCGCUGCACAAACGAUAAGAAAAUGGAAAAACUAUAAUAGGCUGAGUGAAAAAUGGGUUUAACUGGUCAAAUGAGACCUCAAUCUUAUUUGUUUUACAUUUAUUUUGUCAGACUUAUCUGAGAGUUCAUAAGUUUGUAGGUUUUUUUUUUUUUUACAAGUGACCUCAGCUGGCCUGAUGGUGGCACCAGAGGAACUUGUUUCGAGUGAGCACACAGACCCAAUGUUGUACCCCAAUUUGAAAAGCAUUACUGGAUAGUUUCAAAUAUGAUUCACCAUUUUGACAGAGAAUGUAGCUGCUAACACUGCGAUUGGAGGUGGAAGUGCACAUUGUAGAAGGAAACCUUGUGUAGAUAAGUGACACACUAUUUUGCCUUUUCAUCAGAAGCAAGAAACUGUUGACACAUUUUUCUUGGUAAAGCAUUACUGACCCAAAAAUGUGAGUUUGCCUCUUGGACUGAUGGUUGUGCAAGAUGGAUCGUUUGUAUUGAUCUCAAAGUCUAUACCUGCAUUUCACUGUUUUAAAAAAAAAACAUUUUAUAUAAACAUGUGAAGGAUUGUAAUGCUAUCAGAGAGACCGUGUGACAGACCCGUUUGCCACCAUCAUGCCUGGUAACCAGCCAGUCCACAUACAGAAGCGUCUCCCCACUUAAUAUUCUGAAUAUUGAGAGUGCAACGGUUCAUUUUAAAUGCGCAAAAAGUAAGUCGUAGUAAAUGAGAAUUGGCCUUUUUUGUAUAGCACGUGACGUGAAUGAGGCGGUUUCCUCGGAGCCACUCGAAGCGGUUGCUCAGCAGCACAACUACAACACAGCAAAAGCAGGUUUUUUGUUAUGUGACAACAACAGAUGUGGCAACGACAGACGGGAGAUAGCUGAGCGACCACACGGGCCUACAUGACAACGGCGUGUAUCGAGUUGAGAUCUUUUGCAUGAAAAGAUCAAGCGUAUUGUUACACCCCUACUGGGUGUUUGAAUGUUUGUAGAGCUACAUUAUUGGUAAUAAUGCAUCUGCCACAAAUUUGGAAAUGUAUUCACUGCUUCGGAACACUGUGAUGAGCAUUUUUUCCCCCUAAUUCAACGACAUUUUAUAGUACAUUUUUUUUAUUUUUAUUAUGUUAUUUUCAUUAUCGAUCAAUCCACGUCUUAUUUUGUUAAAUUAAUCGUUUGGUCUGUAAUGUCAGAAAAAGAUGAAAAAUGCCGACCAGCACUCCAGAAACCAGUUAAACCAUUACAAAAAACACUAAUAUUCACACGUAAAUAGCUCAAACCAGUGGAUUUAUGCUGUAAAUGACAUUUAAUAGAUCAUCAGAAUUGCAGAGUUACAUUUUUUGCAGUGUUUAAAAAAAAAAUAAUAUUCGAUUGUAUUGACUAUAAUAUGGUUGGUAAUGAACACAGCCCACUACACUUCCACAUAGCAUGUGUUACGUCAUCAUUUCAUCAGCACCACGUGUAUUUAUGAGGAUCCAGCUUUUUCUUUUCACUGUCGUUUUUUUAAAUUUUUAAAUUUUUAAAAAUAAUAAUAAAGGUGAAACUGGGUGGGCUGCAUUUAUUUUAUUUUUCUCACACUUCAUCAUGCUCCCUCAGUUGAUUUGAACGUCAUCUCUGAUCACGUGACGAGCUGCUCACAAAGUAGAUCUGCAUCUCAAAAACGCCACAUGCAUUGAUCUAAACCGGGUUUUUUAUUUUUUUAUUUUUCUAAAGCACGCGGGGCGAUCAAUGUAAUUUGGGUGUACUGAAAUAGCCCACCAUACGGAGCACGGGCAGCCAGCCCCAUCAGUCACGUGGUACAGGGUGCAGCGACGUCAUUAGGGCAGAGAUUUGUGAAGAAUAAGCAGACAGAAGGAAGGAGACCCGGAGGCGCGGCUCUCUCUCUCUCUCUCUCUCUCUCCUUUCUCUCUCUCUCUCUCAGCCUUUUGCAAUCGUUCCUGUUGGGUUGUGUUUUUUUUUUUUUUUUUCCCCUUCCUUUCCUGGCCAGCGAGAGAACAGAGUAUCUGUUCCACAUUUCUAGACACCCAAAUGCCCGGUCCCACCCAAGCCCUUUCCCCAAAUGGAGAGAAUAACAACGACAUCGACCCGGACAACGGAACCAACAUCAUUCCUUACAGGAAAAACACAGUGCGGGGAGAGCGCGCCUACAGUUGGGGGAUGGCGGUCAACGUAUAUUCUACCUCAAUAACCCAGGAGACUAUGAGCAGGCAUGACAUCACUGCCUGGGUUAACGAUAUCCUCUGCCUAAACUACACGAAAGUGGAGCAGCUCUCCUCAGGAGCCGCGUAUUGCCAGUUCAUGGAUCUGCUCUUCCCCGGCUGCAUCAGUCUUAAGAAGGUCAAGUUUCAAGCCAAGCUGGAGCACGAGUACAUUCACAAUUUCAAACUGUUGCAGGCUUCCUUCAAACGGAUGAAUGUGGACAAGAUCAUCCCCGUCGAGAAACUGGUUAAAGGCAGAUUUCAGGACAAUCUCGAUUUCAUCCAGUGGUUUAAGAAGUUCUUCGAUGCCAAUUACGACGGCAAAGAGUACGACCCGAUGGCAGCCAGACAGGGUCAGGAUGCCAUCCCCCCACCUGACCCCGGUGAGCAGAUCUUCAACCUGCCAAAGAAGUCCCACCAUGCAGCCAGCUCCCCGACGGCAGGAGCGUCGCGGUCGAGCUCUACAACUCCCAAGAUCGCGACGCCGACGUCCAGACCUUCGUCAGCCAAAAAGAUCCCUGCGAUGGCGACACUGAUUCCUGCCAAAGGGGAGAAAGAACUGGAAGCGCAGGUCACGCAUCUCACCGAGCAGAUGAACACAUUAAAGUCAGCACUGGAGGGCGUGGAGAAGGAGAGGGACUACUACUUCAGCAAGCUGCGGGAGGUGGAGGUGCUGUGCCAGGAUCAGGGUGAAGAGAGUGCCCUGUUUGUCGAUCAGCUGAUGGAGGUCCUUUACGCUUCAGACGAGCAGGAGGGAGCGGAGCUGGCUGAGGGCGACGGACAGGAAGUGGAGCAGCAAGCCCAUGAGGAGGCGCCAAAUGAUCAGCAGGAGGAGCAGGAUGAAUACUGACUGCCGUCAUCGCUCGCCGCGGUUACGCCCUUCUUUUUAAAUAUACUUGGCGGUGACGAUCCUCCACCGGCAGAACGAGCUCCGACCGUCACUGAGGUUUCUAAAGGACCGCGAGGGGCGGAGAGGCGGUUCGAAUCCCACAGUAGACGUGAUGAAACGCUGAAGUUUAGACGGGUAGCUGUUACCCGUCGGUGCAAGUGUUACCUUCCCAGCUUCUUCCCUUUCCCUUUUUUAAAUUUUUUUAUUUUGCAUAUCGACAAUAAUAAUCACAAGAACGCAAUAAGCAAAGCCCUGAAAGGGCUCGUAGUAGCUCUUAUUUAACCUCCUUUCAUAUGUUGCACUGACAUUUGACUCUGUAUAGGACAAUCUGUCCAUAGACCCCCCUCACCAUAUUUAUUGUUAUUAAUCCUUUAGGAAUAGUGCGAGAUUCUGCAUUGCGUCCUCAUGAAGGAGGACACUACAGUCAGUGAAUUGUGAAUAAAAUGUAGUAUAAUGCCAAGUUCUGACUGUUGGACAACCGUCCUCCACAAAUUUUCAUGAUUUCAGAUAAUCAGUGUGCUCAAUGAUGUGUUCUUCACACCAUACGAGGCAGUUUGGUAAUAGAGUUAACCUGGUUAUGCCAUAAACGUUAUUCUGGACUAGUUUUGUUACGAUGCAGCAUUUAAAAAAAAAAAAAAAAAAGUUUUUAAACCUCAGCUGAAACUUGUGGUCUGUUCAGAUUUCAGAUUUUUUUUGUGUUCUUUUUUUUAAACCACAGGUCUUAGGGAGAGUCGGUUCACUGAGUAAUUGCCAUGCUAUAUUCCAGUUAGUACAUCGUAUUCCCCUUUCUUAAUAUUGCAUUUACUAAUAUUGAACUGGGCAGUGCACCAUAAUGCUUUAGUUAUAUAUAUAUUAUUGUGUAAAUGAAAAAAGAAUGUAAACAUGUACUGUCAAUAAUUAAUGAAUGGUAAAUGUUUUUUUUGUUUUUUUCAAGU